Molecule: messenger RNA, 1677 nt
Organism: Mesorhabditis spiculigera
Lineage: Eukaryota; Metazoa; Nematoda; Chromadorea; Rhabditida; Rhabditidae
Source: the annotation of a GenBank genome assembly
AUGCAUGCCGACUUCGAGGGUUGGCUGCGUGCGCUAGAGGAGCUACUCGGCGCGAUUACUGAACAAAAUUCAGAGGCAGCGCAUCGAUCUGGAAAUCACGGGCACCUAACAGAAGAAACGGCAUCGGAUUUACAUCAAUUAAUACUUUCUUCAUUGUCUGAUGUUAGAUCUUCAAAUCUCAAAGAACAACUCGAAGAGAUCUGCCAUUGCUGCGAAGCGGGCCCUAGUUCGGCAACAGUUUUGGCAAAUCUACUAAAUAAACCUCAUAUAAAGGAAUUAAUAGCGGCCUCGGAUACAAUCGGCGGUUCUCAGUAUUACCCUAGUUUGCCUGAUAUUCCUUUCGAAGUCGAUGACGAUGAUGGGUUGGCAGUAAAAAUUGUAAAAAUUUUACGAAGAGACGAGCCACUUGGUGCUACAAUAAAAAGUGACGAAAAUGGUGCUGUAACAAUAGCUAGGGUAAUAGCUGGUAGUGUGGCAGAACGGACAGGAUGUAUAUUGGAAGGAGAUCGAUUAUUAGAAGUGAAUGGCGUCAGGGUAGAUGGUUUGGAACCACGAGAAAUUCUAGGACUGUUGGAGAGGAAAGGCGCCAGCUCGGUCACUUUUAAACUAAUCCCGGGGGAGCAGAAAGAAGAUACGGAUGUGACUACAGGGCUCCAUUUGAGGGCUAUGUUUGACUACGAUGGGAGGACGGAUUCGAUGCAUCCAUGUCCGGAAGCAUCUUUAUCGUUUGGUCGAGGGGAUAUUUUGGAGAUACUUGUAUGCAGUGAUAAUUUGUGGUGGCAAGCUAAAAACCUUGGCCCGGGCAGCCUAGCAAACGAAGAAAGAAGACACCACGGGAGCGCCGGAACAUCAUCGCGAGUCGGUAUAAUCCCCUCGGAAUCUCUGUUGGUUGAAAAGGCUGCACAUGGGGUCAAUCGGGGAUCCACCCUCUCCCGCACACCGACAACACGACUUGAGAAUGAGGGCGAGCUUCGAUACGAGUCGGUGAUACGAUUGAGGCCGAAGGAGGGCCAGAUUCGGCCUAUUGUCCUAAUUGGUGCGUCUGGUGUUGGUAGAAAUGAGCUGAGACGUCGACUAACAUUAGCAUUUCCGGAUAAAUUUUCGACAGCCGUCCCUCACACGUCUAGACAGCCUAGACCUAACGAACAACAAGGCGUCGACUAUUAUUUCGUAACACGACCCGAGUUAGAAGCAAUGAUACAACGUGGCGAGAUGCUGGAAUUUGGGGAAUUCCGAGGUAAUUACUACGGGACGGCCAUCUCGUCGGUGAAACGAGCCGGGCAGACGGGGACCCCGCUUCUCACGCCCCAUCCGUUGGCGUUGAGGACGUUGAGGGCCAAGGAUUUUAUGCCGGUUGUGAUUUUUGUGCAGGCGCCGGAUAAGGAGACGUUUACGAAAACAAGAGCAGCGCUUCGUUCUCGUUGGUCAAGGGCAACUUCCGCAGCUUCUGGAUCGGUUUCAGCAGCUUGUACAGGUCCUAGAGGCUUCAGCGAGGGAGAAAUUGAUCAAAUAAUCACUACCUCCGACCAACUCGACCGCCAACUCGGUCACAUCUUCGAUGCGCGCAUCGUCAAUUCCAACCUGGAGACCUCAUUCGCGGCCCUCACGCGUCUCAUACAUAAAUUUGAGACGUACCCGAGCUGGGUGCCCGUCAGCUGGGCCACCAGGGAUCUCAAU